AAACCCUAAAGGCGUCUCCUUUUUCGCCACCACUCUCCACAACACUCAUUUCUGCAAAAUGGCUUCUUCUCGUAUCUCUCUCCGCUUAGUUCGCCGAUUUGCCUCAGCCGCUGCAGAUGGUACAACCACCGCUCCGUCUUCAGGCAAAAUCACUGUCUCCAAAGCUAAGUCCACUCUCCGGAAAGAACACGAUCCCGACAAAGCCCUUAAGAUCUACGCCAAUGUCUCCGAUCACUCAGCCUCUCCUGUUUCAUCUCGCUAUGCUCAAGAGCUCACCGUUCGUCGCCUCGCCAAGUGUCGCCGUUUCUCAGACAUCGAAACCCUAAUUGAAUCCCACAAAAACGAUCCCAAAAUCAAAGAAGAACCGUUCUACUCUACGCUUAUCAGAUCUUAUGGCCGAGCCUCAAUGUUUAAUCACGCCAUGAGAACCUUCGAGCAGAUGGAUCAAUAUGGCACACCCAGAUCAGCUCUUUCGUUCAACGCCUUGCUCAACGCUUGUCUCCAUUCCAAGAAGUUUGAUAAAGUCCCCCAACUGUUCGACGAAAUUCCUCAGAGGUACAAUAAGAUCGUUCCUGACAAAAUCUCUUAUGGUAUAUUGAUUAAGUCCUACUGUGACUCUGGUUCGCCUGAAAAAGCCAUUGAGAUUAUGAGACAGAUGCAAGGUAAAGGCAUGGAAGUCACUACCAUUGCUUUCACCACCAUUUUGAGUUCCUUGUAUAAGAAUGGUGAACUCGAGGUAGCGGAUAGCUUGUGGAAUGAGAUGGUGAAGAAAGGCUGUGAAUUGGAUAAUGCGGUGUAUAAUGUUCGUAUUAUGAGUGCUCAGAAGGAAAGCCCUGAAAGAGUUAAGGAGUUGAUUGAAGAAAUGAGCACUAUGGGAUUGAAACCCGAUACGAUUAGCUAUAACUAUCUUAUGACUGCGUAUUGCGAGAAAGGAAUGUUGGAUGAAGCUAAGAAAGUGUAUGAAGGACUUGAAGGAAACAACUGUGCUCCCAACGCAGCUACUUUUAGGACAUUGAUAUUUCAUUUGUGUUAUAGCCGAUUGUACGAGCAAGGCUAUGCGAUCUUCAAGAAGAGUGUGUAUAUGCACAAGAUUCCAGAUUUCAACACUUUGAAGCAUUUGGCUGUGGGAUUGGUGGAGAAAAAGAAAAUAGAUGAUGCCAAAGGGUUGAUUAGAACGGUGAAGAAGAAAUUCCCUCCGAGUUUCAUGAAUGCGUGGAAGAAACUUGAGGAGGAACUCGGGCUGUAUUCAAAAACCGAUGCUUUUCCAUCUUCUGCAAAAGAGGCUGCUGCUUAAUAGCUCAAUAGCAUUGCGAUUGAACAUCUUAUUUUGUUGCUUGAGCUGUUUAAAGACUUGUUGAAAACUAUGAUCUAGUAUGCAGGUUUAUUUAUAAGCUGCUCCUGCAUUUUUCUUUUCUUCAUAAAUUAGCUUGUAAAAGCUUGAAGUUGUUGUUGUUGGAACCUCUAGAAUUCCAUAGUCAAUAAUUUUCAGGUUCAUAU
Arabidopsis arenosa is the source of this 1497-nucleotide messenger RNA. The record is from the annotation of a GenBank genome assembly. Lineage: Eukaryota; Viridiplantae; Streptophyta; Magnoliopsida; Brassicales; Brassicaceae.